AUGGGUCGUUCUACAUCUCAAGACGACAUCAACCAUUUCUUAUUCUUAAUACCCCAGCGCUAUGUGUUCGCGAUUAUGGCGUUAUUUGCCGUGGCGAACGCCUAUACCAUGAGGGUCUGCCUUAAUCUGGCCAUCACGCAAAUGGUACGGAAGUCCGGUUCACACGGAAACGAAUAUUUUGAUCCCGAUGCCUGUCCUGAUAUAUCUGGGAACAACAUCAGUACUAGUCCCAACAGCUCAGUUCCGGAUAUUGGUGAUGAAAAGACCGUCUAUUUCGACUGGGAUGAAGCCACUCAAGGUAUUAUUCUGGGUUCAUUCUACUAUGGCUACGUGCUCACUCAUGUUCCUGGUGGAAUGUUGGCUGAACGUUACGGUGGCAAAUGGUUAUUGGGGUUAGGUCUCUUGUCAACUGCCCUGUGUACCUUGCUCACUCCGGUAGUGGUGAAGGCUGGUGGCUCUCCGGCUCUUAUCGUUCUGCGUAUUGUGGAAGGCUUAGGCGAGGGACCAACAAUGCCGGGCCUAAUGGCUAUGGCAUCAAAAUGGACACCAAUAAAUGAACGAGCACGGUUUGGAGCAAUCAUAUUUGGGGGCGCGCAGAUAGGCAAUAUAGCUGGUUCAUACUUGUCAGGCCUAGUCAUGUACAAUGGUAUUUGGGAUGACGUUUUCUACUUGUUCGGUGGACUGGGCCUCGUGUGGUUUGUAUUCUGGACAUUGCUCUGCUUUAGCACACCGAAUACACAUCCGUAUAUAUCGGAUGCUGAAAAGAAGUUCCUUAACCAAAACGUGGAAUCUCUAAAUAAUGCGAACAAGCGACGACUAGAUCCUGUACCUUGGAAGGCUUUGUUACGGUCCGUUCCACUUUGGGCCCUCAUUAUUGCUGGUAUUGGCCAUGACUGGGGCUACUUCACAAUGGUCACGGAUUUACCCAAAUAUAUGACUGACGUUCUCAAGUUCAACAUCAAGUCUACCGGACUGCUAUCAGCUGCCCCUUACAUUGCUAUGUGGUUUUCAUCAUUCAUCUUUGGUAUGAUAUGCGACUUCUGCGUAAAGAGGGGAUACCACAAUAUCAAAAAUGCUAGGAAAAUUUAUACGACUAUAGCCGCAACUGGUCCGGGUAUUUGCAUCAUCCUAGCUUCCUAUUCUGGUUGUGACACCACACUCGCCGUUUUUUGGUUUAUCGCCGCCAUGACUCUCAUGGGUUCUUACUACAGCGGCAUGAAGAUCAAUGCUUUGGACAUAACUCCUAAUUACGCUGGUACAACCACAUCGCUGGUUAACGGCAUUGCGGCUAUAGCAGCUAUCAUCACGCCUUACCUCAUUGGGCUGUUGACUCCUGAUUCGACUCUCAAACAAUGGCGAAUAGCGUUCUGGGUGUGCCUGGGAGUGUUGGUCGUUACCAAUAUUAUAUACAUUUUACUAGCGCAAGGUCAGCAACAAUGGUGGGAUGACGUGAAAAAGUACGGAUAUCCGAAAAAUUGGAAACACGGACCCUUGCCAACUAGAACUAUAGACAGUGAAACAUCAGAAGAUACAAUAGAAACAAAGAAAAAAGACGAA
Molecule: messenger RNA, 1557 nt
Organism: Hyposmocoma kahamanoa
Lineage: Eukaryota; Metazoa; Arthropoda; Insecta; Lepidoptera; Cosmopterigidae
Product: putative inorganic phosphate cotransporter
Exons: 8
Biological process (GO): monoatomic anion transport; transmembrane transport
Molecular function (GO): transmembrane transporter activity
Source: RefSeq, a predicted model, not a curated record